AUGCAAGCCCUGCAAGCAUCUCUCUCAGCCCUGAACUCUGCUUUCAGUUCUUUGAAACCUGAGCUGCUGGAAGUUUUGCAGCAAUCCUUAAAGCAACUGCAAAACCUUCUGACCAAAAUGUUGCUUAUUUUGCCAGAAGUUGUUGAGAGUUUAUCCUCUAAAGAGACUCUUGUUCUACGCAACAUCUCUUUUGUUCUGAGCACCAGGAACCCCACCCCAUCAGAGGUUCUGUCAGCUGGUCAGCCCUCCUCACCAAAGGUUCUGUCUAGCAUUCAGCACUUCUCACCAGAGUUUCAAUCUACUGUGCAGCCCUAUUCACCAUUGGUUCUAUCUCCUUUUCAGCUGUCCUCACCAGAGCCCACCCCAUCAGACGUUCUGUCAGCUGGUCAGCCCUCCUCACCAAAGGUUCUGUCUAGCAUUCAGCACUUCUCACCAAAGUUUCAAUCUUCUGUGCAGCCCUAUUCACCAUUGGUUCUAUCUCCUUUUCAGCUGUCCUCACCAGAGCCCUCCUCACCAGAAGUUCUUCCUGUUGUGCAUCCCACCCCAUCAGACGUUCUGUCAGCUGGUCAGCCCUCCUCACCAAAGGUUCUGUCUAGCAUUCAGCACUUCUCACCAGAGUUUCAAUCUACUGUGCAGCCCUAUUCACCAUUGGUUCUAUCUCCUUUUCAGCUGUCCUCACCAGAGCCCACCCCAUCAGACGUUCUGUCAGCUGGUCAGCCCUCCUCACCAAAGGUUCUGUCUAGCAUUCAGCACUUCUCACCAGAGUUUCAAUCUUCUGUCCCUAUUCACCAUUGGUUCUAUCUCCUUUUCAGCUGUCCUCACCAGAGAGAUUUUGUCUGCUUUGAAACCCACCUCACAAGAGGUUCUCUUUAUUUUUCACCCUCCUCACCUGAGGUUCUGUCUGUUGUGCAACCCUCUUCACCAGAGGUUAUGUCUGUUGUGGAGCCCUCCUCACCAGAGGUUAUGUCUGCUUUGCAACCCACCUCACCAGAGGUUCUUUCUAUUGUUCACUCCUCCUCACCUAAGGCUCUGUCUGUUGUGCAACCCUCUUCACCAGAGGUUAUGUCUGCUUUGCAACCCACCUCACCAGAGGUUCUUUCUGUUGUUCACUCCUCCUCACCUGAGGUUCUGUCUGUUGUGCAACCCUCUUCACCAGAGAAUCUAUGUACUGUGCAACCCUCCUCACAAGAGGUUCUGUCUGCUGUUCACCACUCCUCAUAA
Pseudophryne corroboree (corroboree frog) is the source of this 1221-nucleotide messenger RNA. RefSeq names its product mucin-2-like. The transcript is spliced from 6 exons. The record is from RefSeq and is a predicted model, not a curated record. NCBI's taxonomy places the organism in Eukaryota, Metazoa, Chordata, Amphibia, Anura, Myobatrachidae. The coding region runs from base 1 to 1221 and encodes 406 amino acids.